Molecule: messenger RNA, 693 nt
Organism: Debaryomyces hansenii CBS767
Lineage: Eukaryota; Fungi; Ascomycota; Pichiomycetes; Serinales; Debaryomycetaceae
Product: DEHA2G00880p
Exons: 1
Coding region: 1-693 (230 amino acids)
Cellular component (GO): membrane; endomembrane system
Source: RefSeq, a predicted model, not a curated record
AUGCCUUCGAAUAAGAGCUUAGCUUCAAGGGUAGCUUGGAACUUAUGGGCCUUAUAUUUCUGUGGAACUGGAUUGAUCGAAUCAAUUUUGUUACCACUACCUGCCCACUUGAUUAAAGGUGGAGUUUGGCAAUUUUUAACAAAUACUUCACUAUUGGUAACAUGCUUAUGUAUGCUUUGUAUCAUUUCUACCAGCGUAGGGAAAGCAUUCAAAAUUAAAUAUGGAGCAAUUAGGAGGACCGUUAAUGAUCUUGAAAAUUUAUGUUGCAAUUUAGAAUUUAUUGUAACGGUAACAUAUUGGUCAAUAAUUUUGUUCUGUCCUGACAUGCUUAAUGGCAAAUCAUUUGCUGUCUCCUGGACAUUGGAUUUUAAAAUUCAUCUAUUGCCAUAUGUAUUUUUACUUGUAGAUAUAUUACUAUUCAGAAAUAAUCAAGAUGUGAGCUCCACGGGCUUUGCCGAAUCAUUUGGCGUAUCGGUAAUCUUUUUGGGGUUAUAUUGGUCUCUGAUAGAAAUUAGUACUUCAGUGUUAAAUGACGACGGAUUAGCCAAAUUCCCGUACCCAUUUUUGAAUAAUGAUAACUUUAUGCAGAGGACUGGUUGGUUGUUAGUUUUUAUGGGACUUGGAUUGAUAAAUCAUAUUUCUCUUAAUUAUUCAAUGAAACUCGUAACUAGGACCAAGCGUCACAUAGAAUAA